Messenger RNA from Nematolebias whitei (Rio pearlfish), 1425 nucleotides. RefSeq names its product dynein axonemal assembly factor 11 (gene dnaaf11). Gene Ontology annotation, cellular component: cytoplasm. Gene Ontology annotation, molecular function: protein binding. NCBI's taxonomy places the organism in Eukaryota, Metazoa, Chordata, Actinopteri, Cyprinodontiformes, Rivulidae. The transcript has 12 exons. Gene Ontology annotation, biological process: outer dynein arm assembly. The record is from RefSeq and is a predicted model, not a curated record.
AUGGUUCACAUCACCGAGGAGCUGAUCCGCCGGCGAGCCGAGCACAACGACUGUGAGAUCUCCUCCCUGGAGGAGGUUUCUCUGCAUCAGCAGGACGUGGAGAAGAUCGAGCACAUCGACAGGUGGUGUCGCGACCUGAGGAUCCUCUACCUGCACAACAACCUCAUCCCCAAACUCGAGAAUCUUGGUCGCCUGAAGAAGCUGGAAUAUUUAAAUCUGGCCUUGAACAACAUCGAAGUCAUCGAAAACCUCCAGGGCUGCGAGAGCCUCCAGAAGCUGGACCUGACGGUGAACUUCGUGGGUCUCCUGAGCAGCGUGGAGUCCCUGCAGCACAACGUGCACCUGAGGGAGCUGUUCCUGGUGGGGAACCCGUGCACGGAGUUCCAGGGCUACAGGCAGUUCGUCGUGGCGGCGCUGCCUCAGAUCCACCGGCUGGACGGGACCGAGAUCAGCCGGUCAGAGCGGAUCAGAGCCGCUCAGGGCCUGGAGGAGGUGAGGAGACGAGUCGGGGAGCAGGAGAGGGAGUACCUGAGGAGGAGAGCAGAGGAGAAAGAGGAGGCGCAGAGAAAAUCUGCUGAAGAGGAGAAGAAGAAAGCGCGCUCCGAUGGGCGACGGUCCACUGACGUCAACACAACGUGAGUUCAGACGCCACAGUCACAGGAGAACCCAGAGGUGGACCAGGAGAACCCAGAGGUGGACCAGGAGGACCAGGAGAACCCAGAGGUGGAUGAGGAGGACCAGGAGCGAGAGUUCUGGCACACACCGUGUUCUUUCACCCCCGAGUCUCGUCUGCAGGCUCACCGCCACCUCGAGGAGAAGAGGAAGAUGAAGGAGAAGCACGAAGAGAAGAAGCCAAAACCACAGAGGACUCUGAUCACAGCCGAAGGACGAGUGAUGAACGUCAACGAGCCCAAGUUGGAGUUUUCAUUGACUGAAGAAGAAGAAACCAACUCGAUUGUUUUAGACCUGGCUGUUUACAGACACAUGGACACCUCCCUGAUAGACGUCGACAUUCAGCCUACAUUCGCCAGAGUCGUCGUCAAAGGCAAGGUAUUUCAGGUGGUUCUGCCCGCUGAAGUGAGGCCCGACAGUUCCACGGCUCAGAGGUCCCAAACCACCGGACACCUGGUCCUGACCAUGCCCCGGGCCGAAGGUGAAAUCAAAGCGACAGGAACCGCCCGGCGUCCGGGCAGAACGGGUCGGGACAAAUGCAGCAGCUCGGCAGAGGAGAACCACCUGAUGAGAGAGAACAAAGUUCCUGAGAGGCUGGAGGUCGACCCCAGCACACGCACGUCUCUGGACGUCUCCACCAUCGUCCCACAGCGUCAAGGUCUGCUGGACCUGCCCAGAACCGGUCCAGCUGCUGGCCCAGGAGAGCUCGGUGAGGAGUUCGAGGGCGACGCCGACGUCCCGCCGCUCGUCUAA